AUAUUCUGUUCUCAUAUGCAUUCACGGCAGAUAUGGGGGAUUGGCUCCGCGAUUGGCGCUUGUUUAUGUUUUCUGGUGCUUUCGCUCAUCGCCCUUCUCUAUGCCCGUCCAAGAUCACGCCCGUAUCUCAACCGCGUUAGCUUUCGGGUGAUGGUCUAUGCACUCACGGCCAACAUGCUGCACGGAAUUGCCACAGCCGUAUGUGCGUUCCAGACACAGGAUAGUUCAGCCUGUGGUUUCUCUGUAUGGCUCAUCUUGUUGACGCUCCAAUUCAGCAGUUGGCUGAUAUUCGGCAUCGCAUUGAAUCUUCAAUUAGUCCUGAUACACGGAAUCUCUGGUCAUGUUAUGGAGAAGUACUACAUCCUCAGCGCCUUAAUCAUAGCCCUCUGCGUAACCAUUCCACCAUUUGCCUAUAAACAAUAUGGCUGGGACGACCUCAACGAAGCCUGCUGGAUGACGGCCUCAGACCCCAGUGUCCGGCUCAAAUGGCAACUUACAACACAACUGAUGUGGUCCCUUCUUGCCGCAGUGGGAGAGUCUGUCGUGUUUUGCACCGUGUUGAGCUACAUGUUCAGACAUCAGAUUCUACACGGGAAAAAGCUUCGCAAUGGUUCUUUUGGUGGCGAGUCGGGCGGCAUGAAUUUCUCUCUUGAUGCGAAGACAAAAGCCCUCAACCAUGCUGCAUUAUAUCGUUCAGUCAUCAUUCGGAUCUCUUGUUACCCUCUGGCCUCCAUUAUCAUCAAUGGUUUAACCGUCGCAUGCGACUUGUAUUUGUCUGUGAAGGGCUCCAUAGACUCAGAGAAGGACCUGAACAUUGCUAUCCUCAAUAACCUCGUUUACGGAUUGCGGCCAAGUAUAUAUGCGUUGCUUGCGGUCUCUGAUCCGGCACUCCUACGGGCCCUCCGCUCAGCAAUUCAUGACUGCCGUAGCAAAACCGGCCAUUCAAAACCAUGCACUUCAAGUGACACUCCCGGCAAUAUCGCCUCUCAGCUUACAGUUCAUAUCGAACUGGAAGAGGUUCGACGAACAGACGACGGCGAGAUGCUGCCCCCACUGGUAGCGCAAAAGAAUGCUCUGGAUGGAUACGGAAAAGACCUGAAUGAGGAUUUAACGUCAAACCAAAUGAUCGAACGAAUAAGGAAGAGUCAUGUCCAACGCGCGAAGGAUGCUAAGAUUGCGGCGGCAAUAGCAAAGGAGGAAAGGCAGGAUUUCAAGUCCCAAAUAUAG
This is a messenger RNA of Mycena indigotica, 1227 nucleotides long. RefSeq lists its product as uncharacterized. The transcript is spliced from 8 exons. NCBI's taxonomy places the organism in Eukaryota, Fungi, Basidiomycota, Agaricomycetes, Agaricales, Mycenaceae. The coding region runs from base 16 to 1227 and encodes 403 amino acids. The record is from RefSeq and is a predicted model, not a curated record.